This is a messenger RNA of Epithele typhae, 1725 nucleotides long. RefSeq names its product acetyl-CoA synthetase-like protein. The transcript has 16 exons. The record is from RefSeq and is a predicted model, not a curated record. Lineage: Eukaryota; Fungi; Basidiomycota; Agaricomycetes; Polyporales; Epitheliaceae. Bases 1 to 1725 code for a protein of 574 amino acids. Gene Ontology annotation, molecular function: CoA-ligase activity.
AUGGCAGAGAUACACGGCGACGGCUCGGAAGGUUUGCCGUACAUUCCAGACGAUGUAACCAUCGCCCACUUCGUGAUGGACUAUCAGCAUCCGGUGCGGCCGCGGUGGAGCAACGACAUCCGCCCCUGGCUUAUUGAAGAGGCUACAGGGAGACAGAUAGGCUCUGACGAAAUCCGUUCGCGCAUGUUCGGCCUCUCGAAUGCCCUCAAAAUCCGGUGGAACAUAGGGUACGACGAUCCAGUAUGUGUGUUCAGCCCGAACCACGUCGAUUAUCCCGUCGUCAUGUGGGCAGUGCAAAAUCUCGGCGGCAUAGUAUCAACGGCCAACCCGACAUACACCGCGGACGAGUUGGCCCAUCAGCUCGAGGCCAUUCGAGCGCGAUUGGUGGUCGUCCAUCCCGACGUACUCCAGGUGGCGCUGGAAGCAGCCCGAAUGAUUGGUCUUUCCGAGGACGCUAUCAUUCUAUUUGAAAAAGCCGUAGCUCGCCCAAAUAUCCUGGAUCUGAUCGAAUCGGGGUUGAAAGAACCGCAACGCUUUACUCCAUUGAGUUUCAGGCCGGGUCAGGCGAAAGAGAAGCUCGCUCUCCUGUCAUUCUCCAGUGGAACUACCGGGCGUCCCAAGGCCGUCAUGAUCUCUCACUAUAGCAUGAUUGCAAACAUAGUCAUGUACGGCGAACACAUGCGCCAGAACCGCGCGAAGACAUCUCCCGAUAUGCACUUCUGCCUCCCGGGUGAUGUGAUAUAUGGGAUUCUACCUUUUUAUCACGCGUUUGGGAUGCACUUUGUUGUCCUCAUGAACAUGGUGUUUGGUACAACUGUUGUUGUCGCUCCGAAGUUUAGCCUUCAGCAGAUGCUGGAUAGCAUCCAGCGGUACCGCAUUACUAACCUUGCAGUUGUUCCUCCUCAAGUUAUCGCGAUGUGCAAGAGUCCGAUAACCAAGGACUACGACCUCAGUUCUCUCCGCUCCAUCGUCUCCGGCGCCGCGCCUCUAGGACCGGAAGUGACGGACCAGCUGGCACAAUUGCUACCCAAGUGUAUCAUUGGGCAGGUGUACGGACUCACCGAAGCCGCGACCGGGGUGGUGUUUGCCGCUCACGGGCUCAAGGUACCCACUCCCGGCUCCGCCGGCGUGCUCGUGCCCGGGGUUGUCGCACGAGUGGUGAAAGCAGACGGGUCGCUCGCCGGCUUCGACGAGCUCGGCGAGCUACAGGUCAAACAGCCGUCGAUAGCGUUGGGCUACUUCAACAACCCCCAGGCUACUGCCGAGACUUACGUGGACGGUUGGGUCCGCACCGGCGACGAGGUGCGCAUCAACGCCGCGAAGGAGCUCUUCGUCGUCGACCGCAUCAAGGAGCUCCUCAAGGUGCGCGGCUUGCAGGUCGCACCCUCGGAGCUCGAGGGCCACCUGCUUGACCAUGCCGCAGUGCGAGACGCAUGCGUCGUCGGGGUGCCUGAUGAGUAUUCGGGCGACCUCCCGGUGGCGUUUGUGGUGCUCGCGCCGGAGGCUGUCCAAGGUAACAAGGGCGACUUAAAGAGGGCGCUGAUGUUGCACGUAUCUGAGCACAAGGCUCGGCACAAGUGGCUCGCAGCCGUUGAAUUCGUCGAUGAAAUCCCGAAGAAUCCCAGCGGCAAGCUCCUGCGACGUGUCCUUCGUGAUCAGGCGAAGAAAAUGCUGCUAGAUGGCUCGUUGAAGGUGGAAAGUAGCUCUCGACGCGCCAAGCUCUAG